Molecule: messenger RNA, 5892 nt
Organism: Corythoichthys intestinalis (scribbled pipefish)
Lineage: Eukaryota; Metazoa; Chordata; Actinopteri; Syngnathiformes; Syngnathidae
Gene: map2k6
Product: mitogen-activated protein kinase kinase 6
Exons: 12
Coding region: 350-1360 (336 amino acids)
Biological process (GO): protein phosphorylation; MAPK cascade
Molecular function (GO): ATP binding; MAP kinase kinase activity
Source: RefSeq, a predicted model, not a curated record
CUUUGGCCACCCUAAAAAAGUGCAGGCUUUUUUUUGCGUGUAAGCAAACUUACUCGAAGUGUUCUGCUCGCGCAACCUUCCAUCCGAACCGUGCAUCUGCUUACCGAUUGCCUGGCGAACGCUCGCCUCAGCAGCCGGAGGCGUUCGGAGCGCGCACAGACGAGCCAUUUUAUUGGAUUUUUUUUUUUUUUUUUUUUUUUGCUUUCAUCGCUGCUGCUCGUUUUUUUUUUUCCUGCACGAGCAGCCUGCGAUCCUGAGCGGGCGUACGGGUUCAAUGCGGGGAGGGAGGGAGUAGAAAAAGGCAAAAAGUCUUUGUGCUUCCCUUCCCCCUCAUCAAAGCAAAGGGGAAAUGUCUCUUUCCAAAGGAGGGAAGAAAAAGAACCCUGGGCUGAAGCUGGCCAAAGAAGUCUUCGCACCGCCCCCACCGGCAGUAGCAGCGCCCCCUCGGGAUCUCGACUCCAAAGCUUGCGUCACAAUCGGAGACCAGAACUUUGUGGUGAAGGCAGAUGACUUGGAGCAGAUUGCUGAGCUGGGCAGGGGAGCGUAUGGCGUCGUGUAUAAGAUGAAACACGUGCCCAGCGGUGUGAUAAUGGCCGUUAAGAGGAUCCGAGCUACUGUUAACACACUGGAGCAGAAGAGGCUCCUGAUGGACCUGGACAUCUCCAUGCGGACGGUGGACUGCUUCUACACCGUCACUUUCUACGGCGCCCUCUUCAGAGAGGGCGAUGUCUGGAUUUGCAUGGAACUGAUGGACACUUCGUUGGAUAAGUUCUACAAGAAGGUCAUUGAGAAAGGCAAGACCAUACCAGAGGACAUCCUGGGCAAGAUCACUGUAGCUAUUGUCAAGGCAUUAGAUCACUUGCACAGCCACCUGUCAGUCAUCCACAGAGAUGUGAAGCCCUCCAAUGUUCUCAUCAAUACUCAGGGGCAAGUGAAAAUGUGCGACUUCGGCAUCAGCGGCCACCUCGUGGACUCCGUCGCCAAGACCAUGGACGCCGGCUGCAAGCCAUACAUGGCGCCUGAGCGCAUCAACCCUGACCUCAACCAGAAAGGCUACAGCGUGAAGUCGGACAUAUGGAGUCUCGGUAUCACAAUGAUCGAAUUGGCCAUCCUGAAGUUCCCUUACGACUCGUGGGGUACGCCUUUCCAGCAGCUGAAGCAGGUGGUGGAUGAGCCUUCUCCUCAGCUGCCCGCCGACCGCUUCUCACCCGAUUUUGUCGACUUCAUCUCCCAGUGUUUAAGUAAGAAGCCCAACGAGAGACCAGCUUAUUCAGAAUUAAUAAAACAUCCGUUUUUCACCCUGCAUGACUCCAAAGACACAGACGUGGCCAGUUUUGUCAAGGUCGUCCUGGACGACUGACGGGGGCGGCUUCUCCGUCACCGCUACGAUGGCCUACAUUUGUUUUUUUGUUUAUGAAAAAUCUCGAGAAUACCCCCCGAACCCCAGCUACUGGAAUGACAGACUCUCACGCCGACUGACGGCAACGCCGGAGCACGAGAGCGCUUCAUAAAGCAACUGGAGAGGUUUGACUCAAACUGAUAUGAACUCUUUUUACUUUUUUUUUGUUUGUCUGUAGCCCCCCCGCACCCCUCAACACUUCUUUACAGAGCCAGCCAUUUUUCUUUAAAUCGAUUUUCAAUAAUUUCCCUCUUUUACCGGAAGCUAUAUUUGCAUCAUUAGCAUCUCCUCAUACUGUAUUCCGUCGACAUUUGUGUGAAUUUCGGUCGGAUCGGCGCCGACGAGAAAGGAUCGAUCUCUCGACGACGCCCGGACUUGACUUGGCUCCUCCCCCGUUGCUAUGGAAACCACCUGGAAGUAUUCCAGGGACCAUCUAAUCAAGCUCACUGCAAAUUUUGUGUGCGUGCUGUUGUUUUGUUUUAAAUUUCUGAACUGCAUUAUGAUUUAUUUUGGGUUGCUUUUAAAGAAAAACUUUACAUACGAGGCACUGACGAAAUGUGAUGAUAACCAAACGCUCGCAACAAUCUGCGCUUUUUUCUGGAUUUUGUGGAACGCAAAAUGAGAGUACGGUAAUAUUACAUGCCAUUAACGGACGUUAAGUCCAUUUGAAUGAGGAGGGCUGGCAGUGAAAUCGGUUAACAUGUUUCGGUCUAGUUUCUUUCUAGUCACACAAUUUUGUUUGCACUUCCGGGAAGUUGACCCCACCCAUCAAAUUUAUAUAAAAAUGAUGUCAAUCGUUUGUGCUGCUGUUUUUGAGAUUUUAACAAUUCUUUUCAUAGGUCAAGCAGAGGUAAGCAGCCCCCAUUUUGAUUAAAAAAUGGUGUCAAUUGUUUGUGCUGUCUAAAUUGUUGUUUGUGCUGCAACGGUUUUGUAGUUAUUAUGCGUUUAUUAUGUAGUGAUGUCCCCCCAUUUACUGAAAAAUGGACCCGAAGUGGUAACAUUCGUUUAUGCUGUAAAAUUUUUCGUUUGUGCUGCUAUCAUUUUAUAGAUAUUGAGAUAUUUCGAGUAUUGACGCAGCCCUUUCGUUUCCUAACUCCCGCGGCUGAUGGAGCGUACCAAUUCUCUCAAUAACAGAGGGGUGUCUCAACAUCGAGCACGACGGAAUGGCACCACUUCGGGUCUAUUAUGCUGAAAAUGGGGUGCUGCGAGUGACGUAAUCCCUCGAAAUUAAAAUCUUACUGACUGCAAAUGGCCCUGAACUCGUUUGUGCAAGUUGUCGGGACACCCUUCUGUUUUGGAGAGUUUGUAUGCUCCAUCAUCAGCGGUAGUUAGGAUACGGAAGGGCUCCGAGUGAUGUCAACGCACGAAAUGUAUAUCUCAGAUAUUGAGACUGACGGAGCAUACCAACUCUCUCAAUAACAGAGGGGUGUCCGAAGAACUAGUACAAACGAAUAGCACCACUGCACGUGACGUCAUUACUCGAAAAUAAUAUCUCAAGCCCCCCAUUUACCGCAAAAUGGCCUCGAAUUCGUUUGUGCUAGUUGUCUGGACACCCCGCUGUUAUUGAGUUGGUACGCUCCGUCUGCCGUGGGACUUGGGAUACGGAAGGCCUGCGAGUGACCUCAACACUCGAAAUGAAUGUGCUGGCAUUGUUUUAUAAAUAUUGAGAUAUUCAUUUUGCGUGUUGAUAUCACUCGCAUCCCUUCCGUAUCCGAACUCCCCCUGCUGACAAAGCAUACCAACUCUCUCAAUAAAAGAGGGGUGUCCUAACAACCAGCACAAACGAUUGCCACCACUGUGAUGUCAUCACUCGAAACGAAUAUCUCAAGCUCCCCAUUUACUGCAAAAUGGCCUCAAAUUCGUUUGUGCUACGUUUGUGCUAGUUUUCGGAACACCCCUGCUAUUGAGAGAGUUGGUACGCACUGUCAGCCGCGGUAGUUGGGAUACGGAAGGGCUGCGAGUGUCGUCAACACUCGAAAUGAAUAUCUCAAUAUCUAUAAAACGAUAGCCGCAAAAACAAUGUUAUACAGGACAAACUAGUACAAACGAACGGCACCCGUUGGGUCCAUUUGUCUGUAAAUGGGGGGCUGCGAGUGACGUCAUCACUCGAAAUUAAUAUUUCAAGCCCCCCAUUUACUGCAAAAUGGCCUCGGAUUCAUUUGUGCUAGUUGUCGAUACACCCCUCUGUUAUUGAGAGAGUUGGUACACUCCGUCACUGUGAUGUCAUCACUCGAAACGAAUAUCUCAAGCUCCCCAUUUACUGCAAAAUGGCCUCAAAUUCGUUUGUGCUACGUUUGUGCUAGUUUUCGGAACACCCCUGCUAUUGAGAGAGUUGGUAUGCACUGUCAGCCGCGGUAGUUGGGAUACGGAAGGGCUGCGAGUGACGUCAACAAUCAAAAUAAAUAUCUCAAAAUCUAUGAAGCGAUAGCAGCAAAAACAAAAUUUUUUACAGCACAAAGGAACGGCACUACUUCGGGUCCAUUUUGCUGUAAAUAGGGGGCUGAGCGUGACGUCAUCACUUGAAAUUAAUAUCUCAAGCCCCCCAUUUAUUGCAAAAUGGCCUCAGAUUCGUUUGUGUUAAGUUUGUGCUACGUUUGUGCUAGAUCACACACCGUUUUUGAGAGUCUCUACGCUCCGUCAGCCGCGGGAAAUGGUAUAUGGAAGGGCUGCGAUUGACCCCAACACUUGAAAUGAAUAUCUCAAUAUCUAUAAAACGAUAGCACAAAUGUAGCACAAAUGAACAAUGCUAGUUCACGACCAUUUUGCUGAAAAUGGGGAGCUGCGAGUGACGUUAUCACUUGAAAUUAAUAUCUCCAGCCCCCCCAUUUAUUGCAAAAUGGCCUCAAAUUCGUUUGUGCUAGUUGUCGGGACACCCCUCUGUUAUUGAGAGAGUUGGUACGCUGCGUCAGCUGCGGGAGAUGGGAUACGUAAGGGCUGCGAGUGACGUCAACACUCGAAUAUCGCUAUCUACAAAAUGAUGGCAAACGAAACACAAACCAAAAUGUUUACAAGCUAGCCAGCUAGCACAAAUGAACAACGCCACUUAAGGUCCAUUUUGCAGUAAAUGGGGGGCUGAGAGUGACAUCAUCACUCGAAAAUAAUAUCUCAAUCCCCCCAUUUACCGCAAAAUGGCCUCGAAUUCGUUUGUGCUACGUUUGUGCUAAUUAUCUGGACACCCCUCUGUUAUUGAGUUGGUACGCUCCGUCAGCUGCGGGAGUUGAAUACAAAAGAGCUGCGAGUGACAUAAUUACUCAAAAUAGCACUAUCUACCACACAAUAGCAAACGAAACACAAAUGAAAAUUUUUACAAGCUAGCACAAAUGAACGUCGCCACUUCAGGUCUAUGUUACAGUAAAUGCAUCACUACAAAUUAAAAGCACAAACGAUUGACACCAUUUUUAGUCAAAAUGGGGUGCGAGUUGACCUCAGAUUGACCUAUGAAAAUUGUAAAUAGCUUAAAAAAAAAAAAAAAAACGGCAGCACAAACGAUUGACAUCAUUUUUAUAUAUUUGCGUCUGAUGGGGGGCCAACUUCUCGGAGGUAAUGAAUGCUUAUGACGGAUGUCAUUAAAUGUCAAUUUUGUCAUCAACUCCAUUUAUGUCAAUUCCAUAUCUUUUACACGCAUUCAUUUGCUGUGUUACCGAGCCUUGUAAUAUCACAUGCCGUCAUCGGACGUCAAAUCCAUUUGAACGAGGAGGGCUGGCAGUGAAUCAUCAGUUUCAGUGAGCCUUUCUUUCUAGUCACACACCUUUGUUUGCUUUGCCUUAUUAUGCCUUACACACACAGUAUGUUACGGGGAAUAAUUUAUAUGUUGAAGAUGUAAAUACUGUUUCCUUUUUCUUUUUUUUAAGUAACACUGUCCGUAAACCUGACAGUGCGGCUGAGUGGCAGUGUUUGGUAGUAGUUUGUUUUAAUGCAGUGUGACACGCACAUACAGUUGACACAAACACACACUCAUACAUUUAGUAUAUUCCCGCCGGGCUAGAGGACCGGCCAAUUUUGGAUGUGCUGCUCAGGUUUCUGUACUCUUUCCUCGAGCGCUCAGCCCGCGUCUAUGCAGAGUCACGCAUUAGGGCCCUCGAGUCUCCCCCGGUCCCACCCACAAGUGUUCGCAGACUGUGACCAUUUCAGUAGUGUUGCUCUGGUUUACACUGUAGUGCCACCUCCAUCCAAAUAAUUAUAUUUAAAAAAAAAAAAAAAAAGUAAGUCAAGAGUAUUUAUGAUAAGGGAAAGUUAGCAACACCACAAACAAGCUGCUGUUUAUUUUUCUCCUCUAAGAAAAAAAAGAUAAUGGAGUCCUUCCCUUGACGUGUCAGUGACUUUCUUUUCUUUUUUUUUUUUCCUUUCAUUUUUACACGGAUCACCACAAGAAUGGAACACUUGCUCUACCUCUUACUCCUUCACUCUUAUUUGCCACCUUUUCAUUUGGUGGGACUGACAAACUUGAACUGUGGAAAGACAAAAAAAAGAAAUAAAGGCUUUAUUGUUCAGUA